CCAUGCACCGGGAGCCCGACGUGGGACUCGAUCCCGGGUCUCCAGGAUCGCGCCCUUAGCCAAAGGCAGGCGCUAAACCGCUGCGCCACCCAGGGAUCCCAACAUUCAGGCGUUCUAAACUGAUUUGAGAUACCCUGAAUGGGAGCUUUUAGAAAGGAGUAGUAGAACGUGAUCAAAAUGUGUAGUUUUAAGAGAACAACUCUCUUGUCCUUAAAAGUAAAUUCUAUGAAGGUGCACCUGAGAGGCUCAGUAGGUGUAGUGUCUGACUCUCAGUUCCGGCUCAGGUCAUGAGCUCAGCAUCCUGGGGCCAGGCUCCCCACUUAGCAGGGGAGUCUGCUUAUUUCCCCCUCUCUGCCUCUCCCCGCCACUCACGUGCUCUCCUUCUCUCUAAAAUAAAUCUUUUUUAAAAAGUAUAUUUUAUGAAACAUGAAAAAAUUAUGGAAAUGGAAACAGAGAAGUCAGUUCUCAGUUAUGAAUAUAUGACAAUGACACAAUAUACACAGACCUUUAGCAUUUUUAAAAACAAAAAUUCAAAAAAAAUAAAAAAUAAAAAUAAAAAAUAAAAUUCCCUCUUAAAGAAUCAAAAUAAGACCACAAAGAUUAGCUUCUUCAAAUCAUGGAAGCAAAGAGUAAGUAUUAGUAUCCAUUAUUAUUAAAUACUUUUGCAAAGCUCAUGGCAUCUCAGGGGAGGCACUUCACACACCUAAAUUCUUAGGAAUCACCACCUUGUUCUCAGCAGUGACUAAGCUGACACUAGCCACAGUAUGUUUCCUUCUACUGAAAGAAGGAACUUUGAAGGCAAAUGCCUCUUUCCUUGAUGUAGAGCUGCACUCAGGAGGUAACACUAGAACCAUCGAUUCCAGAAUCUUAUUUUAAUGGUUAUUCUUAAAUUUUUAGUUCAGUGUAGUUAACAUACAGUGGUGUAUUAGUUUCAGGCAUACAACAUAGUGAUCCAACAAUUCCAUAUAUUACUCAGGGCUCAUCAAGAUAGGCGCUCUCUUAAGGCCCUUCACCUAUUUCACCGAUCCUCCCACCUACCUGCCUUCUGGUAACCAUCGGUUUGUUCUAUAUAAUAAUACAGUCUGUUUUCUGGUUUGUCUCUUUUUUUCCCUUUGUUCAUUUGUUUUCUGAAGUCCCACAUAUGAAUGAAAUCAUAUGGUUUUGUUACUUGAAUAAAUGAAAGUCAUUCACUUAAAUCAUUGAUACAGUAUAACGUCAGAAUCAUAAUAUAUAUUUAAGCCUAACAAUUGCUAUAUUUAAGAGCUGUGUUGCCACCCUAGGGAAGCUUUAAAGCAAAGAUGAGUAGUACUGAACCAGAUCUGUCAAAAUCUUAUGGCUCGGGCAGCCCUGGUGGCCCAGUGGUUUAGCGCUGCCUUCAGCCCUGGGCAUGAUCCUGGAGACCCGGGAUCGAGUCCCACGUCGGGCUUCCGACAUGGAGCCUGCUUCUCCCUCUGCCUGUGUCUCUGCCUCUGUUUCUCAAAUAAAUAAGAUCUUUAAUCAAAAAAAAAAAUCUUAUGGCUCAUAUUGUCGAUUGAACCGCGGUGAGGACCCUGGAUAGUUUUCCCAAAGGAUCAGCUCUUGGCCCUCUCAAGCAUCUAUGUAGUUAGGAUCUCAGCUGCAUUAUCUAAAAGCUAUUUCUAGGUUGCCUUCAAAAUAGAGGCAUCGCCUGCUUGAUUCCGCUCUGACCACAAACCUCACACUACCUUUUGGCGCUGCAUUGUGAUCCUUUCAGGGCCUCCUGAAGAACUUGGCUGUUGACCAGGGUUAAAAAAAAAAAAAAAAAUCCUUCUGCCAUGUUCAAAAUACUGGUUAGAGGUAAUGGUGAAAACAUUCAAUUAAGUGAUAAGCCACUAUCAUCUUUGGGGGGGGGGGUGGCACAGCUUCCCCUAAAACCGGUGGCCAAGCUUGUCCCCAGGAUACGCUAAGGAAAUUCAGCAGAGAGCGCCACGGAGUAAUUACCCUCUACCCCUCGAAGAGCUGGGAGAGUUGCGUCCCGUGUCUGCGGCCAUCCUGCUGUGGAGUAGAGAGAAAGCAACCAAGUUCGGAGACGCAGGGAGCCGCCUGGCCUUCCCGCGCCACGUCCAGGGGCACAGCCACGUUCCUCUUUUGCGUUUUCCUGCGACGGAAGGUGUGCUGUGACUGGCCGGAUUCAGGUGUGACCCACAGUGCGGAUUAACGGAUGACACGCGAGCCGGUAACGACUUUAAGCCCACUUUUCUGAAAAACCUUAUUUCCCACAAUCGUUGCCACCGGAAACGGCUACGAUUCUGGGCCCUGGGCACGCCGCGCGCCCACUCGGCCUUUGGAAAACUGCGCGGAACACGUCGAGCGAGGACGAACGCCCGCCGGCCGGCGCCGUCCCCGCUUAGCCCCACCCCCGCCGGGGCCCCGCGUCCUUGCUAUUGGUUCCUUGCUACUGGUGCCGUCGGUUGCCGUGGAGACCAAGCUAUGGCAACCGGGAGAAGCCAAACUUGGUCCUCCCUCGCGAACCGCGUAGGGCCCCCCGGCGAGCGGCCGGAAUCCGCGAGGCGGUCAUGGCGCUCUACGAGCUCUUCUCCCACCCGGUGGAGCGCGGCUACCGCGCGGGGCUCUGCUCCAAGGCCGCGCUGUUCCUGCUGCUGGCCGCCGCGCUCACGUACAUCCCGCCCCUGCUGGUGGCCUUCCGGAGCCACGGUGAGCUGCUCGCGGCCGCUGCGCGCACAGCUCCCCGCGGCCGGCUGCGCCCGCGCCCGCCUUCCUGACCUGCUGUCCACCGCCCUCUCCACCGCAGGGUUUUGGCUGAAGCGGAGCAGUUACGAGGAGCAGCCGACCGUGCGCUUCCGGCACCAGGUGCUGUUCGUGGCCUUACUGGGACCCGAGCGAGGCGGGUUCCUCGCCUGGAGCACCUUCCCCGCCUUCAACCGGCUGCAGGGGGAUCACCUGCGCGUCCCGCUGGUUUCGACUAGAGAAGAAGACAGGAACCAGGAUGGGAAAAUGGACAUGCUGCAUUUUAAACUGGAGCUUCCUCUGCAGUCCACGGAGCAUGUUCUUGGUGUACAGCUCAUCCUGACUUUCUCCUAUCAAUUGCACAGGAUGUCCACGUUCGUGAUGCAGAGCAUGGCGUUUCUCCAAUCGUCCUUCGCUGUGCCAGGGUCCCAGUUAUAUGUGAAUGGAGAGCUGAGGCUGCAGCAGAAGCAGCCUCUGAGCAGUGGAGGCCUCGAUGUCCGAUACAACGUAUCCGUAAUCAACGGGACCAGUCCUUUUGCCUAUGACUACGACCUCACCCACAUUGUUGCUGCUUACCAGGAAAGGAAUGUAACCACCAUCCUGAUGGACCCCCACCCCAUCUGGCUGGUGGGAAGGGCUGCCGAAGCUCCAUUUGUCAUUAAUGCUGUCAUCCGAUACCCAGUAGAAGUAAUUUCAUAUCCUUUCAGUUAAAGAGCCACAGUAGUUCAGUUUCCAAAAAGGAGGGUUCCUCCAUCAUCCCCAGAAGCAACAGAUGUGGGAAGCCUUUGAUUGGAAACUGCUACGUUAUUGUGGCCCCGCUCAAAUGACUCCAUCUGCUGUUCAUACAGGGGGAAUGAUACUCAUUUCCUCUUCAUAUUUCUCUCUGGGCAGUUCUUCAGGUCAAAAUCAUCCAUAUUUAUAUCUUAAUCCUCUUUUAUCAUCCCUUUUAUCUUAAGGGUAUUUGAAACAUUUUUGCCAUUUCCCAUCUAAACUAAACCUUUGGUUUAACUUCCAUUUAGAAAAUAUCAUCUGGGACUCCUUAACUCUCUGUACAUAUCUACCAGGAUUCUGGGAAAUGAUCAAGUUUGCCUGGAUCCAGUAUGUCAGUAUCCUGCUUAUCUUCCUCUGGGUGUUUGAAAGA
Messenger RNA from Nyctereutes procyonoides (raccoon dog), 3847 nucleotides. It is a transcript of the gene TMEM231, whose product is annotated as transmembrane protein 231. Bases 2449 to 3417 code for a protein of 322 amino acids. The transcript has 5 exons. Gene Ontology annotation, biological process: regulation of protein localization; cilium assembly. The record is from RefSeq and is a predicted model, not a curated record. NCBI's taxonomy places the organism in Eukaryota, Metazoa, Chordata, Mammalia, Carnivora, Canidae. Gene Ontology annotation, cellular component: ciliary membrane; ciliary transition zone.